Messenger RNA from Cylindrotheca closterium, 1305 nucleotides. Lineage: Eukaryota; Bacillariophyta; Bacillariophyceae; Bacillariales; Bacillariaceae. The record is from the annotation of a GenBank genome assembly.
AUGAUGGUCUAUGGCCUUGCUCAAAACAGAUUGGGACUGGUUGGCAAUCAUCACGCUUCAUCCACAAUAAGAUUUUUUCCCACCACCAUCAGUAAAUCCUUGCAAGACUCCUCCAUAACUUUCCGCACCAGCUGCUCGAGGCACCCAUUACCAUCAUUAGCCUGCAACAGAAGACUCUCACCGUUGCGGUCAUUGAAAGGCAGCAACGAUGACAACAGUGGUUCAUCCGAAUCCGAUUAUGACGAUUAUGACAAUGGCUCUGUUCUUGUCGCAGAGAAUAAUAAUGAGGAAGUACCUCAGGAAACAUCGCAACCUCAUCCUACAAAUGGUGAAGAAGUAUCCUAUCUAAUGGAUGAUACUACUGCUAAUGUAGAAAUAGAAGAAAGUGUCUCGGGCGACGACGACGACGACGAAGAAGUCCAGCUUUUGGGAGAAAACAUUGGUGAAGAUGACAUGGAACAAGCCCUAGCCGCCGGAGUUGUAGCCACUCUUGGCAAUGGAAAUCUUGUCUCAGAAGAUGUUUACUUGGAUGACGAAACGGGCGAGAUUCACGAGUUCUCUUCUUCCGAUGACGAGGAGGAACCCGCAUCUGAAGCAGAUCAUGGUGGUGUGGUGUCAGGCCUCUUUGGUAAUCUUCGAAUUCCAGCAUCUUUGCUGGCCGGUGCUUCGUUGGGACAAGCAUUUGCCUUGCCGUUUGCGGACAUGGACGGUGUUUUAUUGGGAAUGAUGAAGCGAGUCUACGUUCUCUGUAUGCUCGGAUCGUUUUCCAGUAUGCUUCUCACGGUUCUGGUGUCGACAACUGUCAUGACAGAUAUUACCUUGAGCAAUCCAAGAAUGGCCAAAAGUCCCAGCGAUUACAUCAAUCGAUACUACGCAUUGGACUUCAUGCUGACCAAGAUCAAUUUCUUUUUGGGCAGUGCUGGAUUUGCCAUUGGAUCCAUGCUACGAGGAUGGGCAUUCUUGAAGGUUUCCCAGAUGGGAAAUGGAGUAUUGGGAAUCAUGGGAAGCUUUACGAUAAUGACUGCUUCUAUCGUUCUGGAAUAUUCCCGGCGGCAAACUGGCAAGUCAUGGGUGGGUCAACUGAAGGAUACCUUGCAGUUGAUGCGGAACAAGACAAAAGCGAACCGACUUUUUGGAGUCGGUUUCGUCAUAUGGGCUGCCUCUCUCGUUUACUUGAUUAGCAGGAUACCUCCAGUUGCCGAUUGUUUGAUCGACGCGGCCGAUAGUGUUCCGUGGUGGCGUCGUUUGGCGAUACUGUCAGGAGGUGGUUUUGUUGGCAUACGAAAGAAAUUGAGAAAUGGAUGA